UUAAACAGGGGUGGAUGAUUUUGGUGUAGCAACAGCAACCUAGCAACAUGGAAUCUAAUGGCUGCCGUCAAUGCCCCAUUUAAAUAUCCUGUAUUAUCUAUAUAGUUACCUGUGGUGGCUAAGAAUAAAAUUCUAUAUUAAUAGUACUCAACCACCAAUGUAGCGCCAAAAUUAUUUUAUGUUCAUCAGUAAAGGUUUGCCUGUCAAGUCAUUUCCGUCAGUAGAAAAAAGCGACAACAAUAAAAAAUGUAAGCGCGAAGGGUUAUCGUCCCAUAGAAAAUUUGAAAUUCGCGCCUUUUUCUACUGACAAAAUUGUCUGAACGGCUAUAUUUGCAAUGUCCCCGUAAAUAAUGAAUUGUACACUGAAACUAAAUUUUAGGCGUAUUACCACCAAGCGCGGGCUUACGUUAAAUAUUACUAAUAACUUUAAUUAUUUGUAAGUACCUAACCUACUAUUAAGUACUACUAUUUUCAGAGUCAGCAUUUAUAAAAAUAUAAAGAUGUGGACAUUCAUCACAUACAUAAACAUAAGUAGAUAAAGUAAAUAGGAGUUCUUUAUUGAUUAACAGUAAACGCAAACAUUUAAGCUUUUACCGCUGAAUGUACUUGAGCCUCCUUAACUAGCCAGACAAGUAUAUAUACAACUUGACAUUAGGUUCUUUUGGUACAUAAUUAAAUUAAAAAAUAAUUAUAACCUAUCAAAACCUUUCUUUGUUUCAAUUUAUAUUGGUAAGCAUCCAAAACUAUUGUUAUCAGCCCUAAUUGUUUUGUAUCUGGCCGCCUGAUCAUUAUUUAUAGGGUGUUAGUCAGUUAAUCACUGAAGUGUAAGAUAAACAACUGUCGCUGGUGAUAAACGUUGUGUUUACGUAACAGAACGCGAGGCCGCUAUCUCGCCAAGCUAGAAUGAAAUAAGUAGCGCUCUCCGGUGCGGCGACGGCGGCGCGCAACGCCCACCUCCCGCCGCGCGUCGCUCACGACCGGCCGGCCCUGGCCGGCCCAACUGCCGCAAUCUAGCAAAAGCAAUCAAAUUCACUUGUCGUCUGUCAGUUUCGUUUGAUCUUUACCUCGCGGUGUAAACAAGUGCUCUACUAAAACAAAACUAUUAUUUGAAACUGUGACCAUGGCCGACAAGGAGUAUAUUCUUGGAAUGGACAUAGGGACCACCUCAGUUAAAGUGUGUGUUUACGAUCCCGAUACGAAAGAAAUAAUUGCCAAGCAAAACAAGGAUACUGCAGCUAACAUUCCAAGUGACCAGGGCAUCGAGGGGAACAAGCAGGAUGUACCUAAAAUAGUUUCAGCUGUGCACUACUGCGUGUCCCGACUGCCGAGGGAUGUUCUGCGGCAUGUUAAGAAAAUCGGUGUUUGUGGCCAGAUGCAUGGAGUGGUGCUGUGGAAGAACUCUGAGAACAAAGCUUGGGACAAAGUGGAAAAGGAUGGAAACGUAAUUAGAUUUGAAGCCGUCAGGGAGAACAUGUCGGCGUUGUACACGUGGCAGGACACAAGAUGUAAGCCGGAGUUUUUGGACGCCCUACCCAAGCCUGAUUCCCACCUCAAGUGUUAUUCAGGUUACGGGUGCGCCACGCUCCUGUGGAUGCUUGAACACAAACCUGAGAAAUUGAAGAACUUCAACUGCUCGGGCACCGUGGAGGACUUUGUAGUAUCAAUGCUUUGCGACUUGGACGUCCCUGUUAUGUCCGACCAAAACGCUGCCAGCUGGGGUUACUUCAACACUGAAAAGAAUGAGUGGAAUGUUGAUAUAUUACAGUCGAUCGGCUUUCCGGUCAACCUCCUUCCGAAAGUUGUGAAAAGCGGAGAAUUCGUCGGUAAAUUGAAUUCUUCGUGGAACGGCAUCCCUGAAGGCACACCAGUAAGCGCCGCGCUAGGAGACUUGCAAUGUUCGAUGUUGGCGACUCUAGAGAAUAGCCAGGACGCGGUCUUGAAUAUUUCAACGUCAGCUCAGCUUGCUAUUAUCGCCAAUAGCAUAUCAGACCUCGGUUGCAGCACCGUUGAGCAUUUACCUUACUUUGGGAACACAUAUUUGGUCGUAGCAGCCUCGCUAAAUGGAGGAAACGUUCUCGCGACAUUUGUAAAAAUGCUGCAGCAAUGGAUGCUGGAAUUCGGUUUUCCUAUUCCCCAGUCAAAGGUUUGGGAGAAGCUGAUUACGAUCAGUUCGGUGGCUCCGCCGCCGACGUCGGAAAUGAAAAUAAUCCCUCAUUUAUUAGGCGAGAGACAUGCGCCGACAGCCAAAGUCUCGGUGGUCGACAUUGACCUGUCCAACAUUCAUCUGGCUUCGGUAUUUCGGUCGCUAUGUGACAGUUUGAUUCAGAACUUGCACUCCAUGAUGCCUAAAGAAAUAUUGCGCAACGCGAAUAUUAAAAGAAUAGUUGGGAACGGGUCGGGAUUGUCACGCAACGUAGUUUUGCAGCGAGCCGUGGAGCAUUACUACAGCCUGCCGCUGGAGUUUACGUCGGGGGGAGAUGCAGCCAAAGGUGCGGCUGUAGCUGUGGUGGGGAAAUAAACUAUUACAGUCAUAAUAAUUGCCUACAAUACAGUCACUAUAUCUUCCGUAAAACCCCAUUGUGAUGUAAGCGCUAAGCGCAGAAAAUUACAACUCUGUAACCUGUAAGUAAUUAACCUUUGUGGUAAAAAGGUACCUAGUACCUAUACCGACCGUCAUGGUCACAGAUAUAAAUAUGAAAACAAUUUUAAACAAUCGGAAAACAAUGUAUUUCAAUUUUAAGGCUGUGCCCAAGCACCAUUAUACCAAGCGCGGUUGUUAUUUACUAAUAGUAGUUGCAGGUGCAUGUAUACCGCUAGAAAGUAGACAAUAAUUAGGUAAUUUAAUUUCCUGUUUAUAUGCAUGGACACGUUUUAAUAGUUAAUCAAGUCAAGUUAAAUGUGAUGUAUGUUGUAUUGGUUAGGCUUAAAUGUGUAUUUCUAUUCUAUCUCAAUGAGAUUGAGCCAUUAUGUGCCUAUAUAUGUUUACACGUGUAGCCUAACGAACCGGAUAUAAAUGUCUCCAUUUUUUUAAUGGCACAGAGUGUGAUGAUAUUGAUGAUGAUCAAGAUUAGCCUUCUGAUUUAGGUCUCAGCCGGAUCUUAAAGACUCAAGGAUAUUAGCUUUCUUAUUACUACCGAAGGGUUGGUUUAGCUUGUUCAGGUUUUGUUAUGUCUUGUGAAUGUGUUGAAUGUAACAAACUGCUAUUUUCAAUUCUAAUGAUAAUGACCAAGAUCUGUUACACGGAUACGUAAAGCAGUUCAUAUCUUUAUUCUCUUAUUAUAUUAAUGUACAGUCAGCAUAACUGUUAGCUUAACACCCCUGCAUACAUAGGUACAAUUUAUAGGUGCUUACAUGUAAUAGGACAUGACUGAUAGAGAAAACGUUGUCAAAAUGCACCCAGCGGUAGUUUUGAACAAAUGUUAGAAUUAUUUGAUGAUGAUGUGAAUAAUUAAAUGUAGGUGUUUAAGAAAAGUUAUGUAAGACUUUGGUAAACCUGUGGGAUGCAUAUAUUGCACGGUAGAAAAUCGAUUUAUAUCAGCUGACCUGAUAUUGGCGUAUCGUACAUUUUAUAGAUAUCAUAUUAGAUAUAGUAAUAUCAUAUUAGCACUGAGUAUAGGUAUAUAGUUUGCAUGUACUAGUUGUACGUCGAAGGCAAACAUACAUAAGUAAGAUACAUAAUAAAUAAAUAAAUAAAUAAAUAAAUAUUAUAGGACAUUAUUACACAAAUUGACUAAGUCCCACAGUAAGCUCAAUAAGGCUUGUGUUGAGGGUACUUAGACAACGAUAUAUAUAAUAUAUAAAUAUUUAUAAAUACUUAAAUACAUAGAAAACACCCAUGACUCAGGAACAAAUAUCCAUGCUCAUCACACGAAUAAAUGCCCUUACGAGGAUUUGAACCCGGGACCAUCAGCUUCGUAGGCAGGGUCACUACCCACUAGGCCAACCGGUCGUCAAAAUACAUACUUCGCCUUAUUACAAGGCGACAAGGUGCAAAAGUAUAACCAUAAUAUCUUUGAUGUCGUGUCGAGGCACUUUGAAGACCUGUCCAGAGAACGAGAUAAAUAAAUAUAAUAGGACAUUUUUACACAAAUUGGCCAAGUCCCACAGUAAGCUAAAUAAGGCUUGUGUUGUGGGUACUUAGACAACGACAUAUACAAUAUAUAAAUACUUAAAUUCAUAGAAAACCCCCAUGACUCGUGAACAAAAUAUAUUCAUGUUCAUCACGCAAAUAAAUGCCCUUACCAGGAUUUGAACCCGGGACCAUCGGCUUCAUAGCCAGGGUCACUACCCACUAGACCAGACAGGUUGUCAAAUGCUAUACUUCUUAUCUUUAGUAAAAUAUUAAUAUUAUAACGUACCAAAGUUAUAAA
Cydia pomonella (codling moth) is the source of this 4370-nucleotide messenger RNA. RefSeq names its product sedoheptulokinase-like. Gene Ontology annotation, biological process: carbohydrate metabolic process. The record is from RefSeq and is a predicted model, not a curated record. Gene Ontology annotation, molecular function: sedoheptulokinase activity. Gene Ontology annotation, cellular component: cytosol. The transcript has 2 exons. NCBI's taxonomy places the organism in Eukaryota, Metazoa, Arthropoda, Insecta, Lepidoptera, Tortricidae. Bases 1121 to 2518 code for a protein of 465 amino acids.